AUAGUAGUGCCCACAGCUUCGACUACGCCGGCAACAGCAGCUCCUGGAGCUAGCACUACAACAGCAGCAGUAGCGACAACAACACCAGCAUGCGUUGAUAAGAUAAAUCCGCGAACCGGAGUAUCAGAUUGCCCCUCUCGUGCCCAUCUAUGCAAUAAUGGGCUUUAUUAUGCUUUGAUGACGGAUCAAUGCCCGAAAACUUGCAAUAGAUGUGGUGGUGGCGGUCAGCCCACUCCUCGUCCGCCAGGUAUACAAUAA
Molecule: messenger RNA, 258 nt
Organism: Strongylus vulgaris
Lineage: Eukaryota; Metazoa; Nematoda; Chromadorea; Rhabditida; Strongylidae
Source: the annotation of a GenBank genome assembly